Messenger RNA from Mesorhabditis spiculigera, 276 nucleotides. The record is from the annotation of a GenBank genome assembly. Lineage: Eukaryota; Metazoa; Nematoda; Chromadorea; Rhabditida; Rhabditidae.
AUGAAACUCCUUCUUCUGCUUCUCGCUCUGACCUCGGUGGCCACGGCUGUAAUUGUUUGUUCGGAAUGCAAGAAGCUGGCACAGAAAAUCAUCGACCGGCACCCAGCCGGCCACGCAGAAUGCCGUGAUUGGUUUAACGACGGUACCACGGCCGUUUGCGACUGGCCUUGGAGCUUCCCGUGCAUCCAGGCUCUCAAGGCGGUUGACAACAUCGUCUGCACCGACAUUAUGCUCAACAAGACGGCCCACGAUUCCUGCGAGGGCAACCUCUUCUGC